Messenger RNA from Cavia porcellus (domestic guinea pig), 2485 nucleotides. RefSeq names its product prolyl 4-hydroxylase subunit beta (gene P4hb). Gene Ontology annotation, biological process: response to endoplasmic reticulum stress; protein folding. The coding region runs from base 132 to 1661 and encodes 509 amino acids. Gene Ontology annotation, molecular function: protein disulfide isomerase activity. The transcript is spliced from 11 exons. The record is from RefSeq and is a predicted model, not a curated record. Gene Ontology annotation, cellular component: external side of plasma membrane; endoplasmic reticulum. Lineage: Eukaryota; Metazoa; Chordata; Mammalia; Rodentia; Caviidae.
AGUGAGCGCGCGCGCCCUCCGUACAGGAUUUAUAAAGGCGAGGCCGUGACCGGUGCGCGCUCUCGACGCCCCCACCGUCCCGGCGGCACCAACUGGACUGCCCCGCCCGCGCUACGCGCUCGACGUCCGACAUGCUGAGCCGUACUCUGUUGUGCCUGGCCCUGGCCGCGGCGGCCCGAGUGAAUGCCGACGCUCUCGAGGAGGAGGACCACGUCCUUGUGCUAAAGAAGAGCAACUUCGCGGAGGCGCUGGCGGCGCACAAGUACCUGCUGGUGGAGUUCUAUGCCCCUUGGUGUGGCCACUGUAAAGCAUUGGCCCCAGAAUAUGCCAAAGCAGCUGGAAAGCUGAAGGCAGAAGGUUCCGAAAUCCGGCUGGCGAAGGUGGACGCCACUGAAGAGUCUGAUCUGGCCCAGCAGUAUGGCGUCCGUGGCUACCCCACAAUCAAGUUCUUCAAGAAUGGAGACAGUGCCUCUCCCAAGGAGUAUACAGCUGGCAGAGAAGCUGAUGACAUUGUGAACUGGCUGAAGAAGCGCACUGGCCCCGCUGCCACCACCCUGUUGGAUACUGCAGCUGCAGAGUCCUUGGUGGAGUCCAGUGAGGUGGUUGUCAUCGGCUUCUUCAAGGAUGUAGAGUCAGACCUUGCCAAGGAGUUCUUGCUGGCAGCAGAAGCUAUUGAUGACAUACCUUUUGGGAUAACAUCCAACAGUAAUGUGUUCUCCACAUACCAGCUUGACAAAGAUGGGGUGGUCCUCUUUAAGAAGUUUGAUGAAGGCCGGAACAACUUUGAAGGGGAGGUCACCAAAGAGAACUUGCUGGACUUCAUCAAGCACAACCAGCUGCCCCUGGUCAUCGAGUUCACUGAGCAGACAGCCCCGAAGAUUUUUGGGGGUGAAAUCAAGACUCACAUCCUGCUCUUCCUGCCCAAGAGUGUGUCUGACUACGAUAGCAAACUAAGCAACUUCAAGAAAGCAGCAGAGGGCUUCAAGGGCAAGAUCCUGUUUAUCUUCAUCGACAGCGACCACACUGACAACCAGCGCAUUCUCGAGUUCUUUGGGCUGAAGAAGGAGGAGUGCCCAGCUGUGCGGCUCAUCACCCUGGAAGAGGAGAUGACCAAGUACAAACCUGAGUCAGAUGAGCUAACAGCUGAGAAAAUCACAGAGUUUUGCCAGCACUUCCUAGAGGGCAAGAUUAAGCCCCACCUGAUGAGCCAGGAGUUGCCUGAAGAUUGGGACAAGCAGCCUGUCAAAGUGCUAGUGGGGAAGAACUUUGAAGAGGUUGCUUUUGAUGAGAAAAAGAAUGUCUUUGUGGAAUUCUAUGCGCCGUGGUGCGGUCACUGCAAGCAGCUGGCCCCCAUCUGGGAUAAGCUGGGAGAGACCUAUAAGGACCAUGAGAAUAUUGUCAUCGCCAAGAUGGACUCGACUGCCAACGAAGUGGAGGCUGUCAAAGUGCACAGCUUCCCUACUGUGAAGUUCUUCCCUGCCAGCACCGACAGAACGGUCAUUGACUACAACGGAGAGCGGACACUGGAAGGCUUUAAGAAGUUCUUGGAGAGCGGUGGCCAGGAGGGUGCAGGGGACGAUGAUGACCUGGACCUCGAAGAAGCGGAAGAGCCAGACAUGGAGGAAGAUGACGACCAGAAAGCUGUGAAAGAUGAACUGUGAUUGGAAACAGACCCGGGCUGCAGCCCAGCACCUCAGCCGACCUCACCCGAGGAGGGCGCCACUGAAGAGCCGGGGCCCUCCCACAGCCACACUCGUCCUCACACAGGGAAACUCGGCCUCGUCUCUUCCUUUUGCUUUUCAAUUUUUGGAAAGGGAUUUAUCUUCUGGCCAGUCCAUCUUGCUGGGCUAUUUUUUUAAAAUUGUGGUGUACUUUUUUGUACAUGGUUUUUGUCCCAAGUGCUUGCUAAAAUGUUUGAGAUCUCACACUGGUAAUGUCUCUUUCCUGUUAGAGAGAUCUGUACUGGCCCUUUAAAAUGAUUACAUCCGUGGGACUUUGAGAUACUUCUCAGUGUCAGGGUAUUUGUUCUGCGUUGGCCAGGCCUCCCUGCAGUCUUCUGUCUCCUGUCAGGAGGGAUGGAUCUAGCCUGGACAUGACCACUCCCCAUUCAUCAGUGCCAGUGUGCCCGGGGUGAGCAUGGCUCUUGCAUUUUUUGGUAAAAUGGAGACUUCUGGAUACAGUCAGGAUAGCCCCUUGCAUCUGGAGGAGUGGACACUGGUAGCGGACUAGGAGGCCCACAACAGGGCUCUGGACAGCUCCCUCCUCCCCCUCCUUGAUCUUGGGCCGCUCAUCCAGCCUGCUGUCCUGCCUGCCAUGGGCAUAUUGCCCUGUGACCCUGUGGUCUGCCCUGGGGACCAGGACCCUGAUUCUCAGGCUGGGAGACAGCCAGGGUUGUGGGUGCUGGGUCAGAUGUUGACCACCCUUUAGGCAUUUCCAUCACAACCUUGGAAUUGAACACAUUGGCCAAUUAAAAGUUGAAAUUUUA